AUGCCACCACAUUCAAAAGAAUUAUUUGAAGAAGGUGCUGCUGUCAAAUCAUUUAAACUCGUUUCAAAGGGAACAUUUGAUAUGGAUGGUCUUACCAAUAUUUUAUUGCACGAACCUGCUCGAUAUCCAAAAUGUUCUGGGACAAGAUGUCUCCGUGAUAACAUUUCAGAUAUUAAAGCUCAAGUAGCCGCAAACCACAAAGGCAUUAAUCUUGUGAAAACAUUAAUUCAAGAAUAUGGUUUGGAUGUGGUUCAAGCUUAUAUGAUAUAUAUUAGAAAGAAUGCCGAAUUAUCAGUUAGGAACCUCUUGAAAAACAUAAGUCAUCGAUUAGGACAUAAUAUUUUAAAGGCGACCGAUUACAUGGAUGAUGGAACACCUAUUGAAUUACAAAUAGAGAUUGAUGAGAAAGAGGGG
Molecule: messenger RNA, 414 nt
Organism: Racocetra fulgida
Lineage: Eukaryota; Fungi; Glomeromycota; Glomeromycetes; Diversisporales; Gigasporaceae
Source: the annotation of a GenBank genome assembly